Molecule: messenger RNA, 2597 nt
Organism: Pieris napi
Lineage: Eukaryota; Metazoa; Arthropoda; Insecta; Lepidoptera; Pieridae
Product: ionotropic receptor 25a-like
Exons: 10
Biological process (GO): monoatomic ion transport; modulation of chemical synaptic transmission; synaptic transmission, glutamatergic
Cellular component (GO): postsynaptic membrane; plasma membrane
Molecular function (GO): transmitter-gated monoatomic ion channel activity involved in regulation of postsynaptic membrane potential; glutamate-gated receptor activity
Source: RefSeq, a predicted model, not a curated record
GCAUACGUGAUCUAACUGCUUAAAUUUCAGUAUUAAUUAACGAAGAAAAUAAUGCUUUGGCCGAGAAAUCUUUUGAAGUAGCUAAGGAGUAUGUUAGGAAAAAUCCUAGUUUGGGACUUGCCGUCGAUCCUAUUAUUGUCGUCGGUAACCGGACUGAUGCUAAGGCGUUUUUAGAAAAUGUUUGUAGAAAAUAUACAGACAUGGUGUCAGGAAAGAAGCCACCACACGUCGUACUUGAUUUCACAACGACUGGAGUCGGGUCAGAGACUAUUAAAUCAUUUACUUCAGCGCUAGGUUUGCCCACUAUUUCUGGGUCUUUUGGCCAAGAAGGUGAUCUGCGUCAUUGGCAAGGUUUAAAUUUCAAUCAAGAACGUUACUUGCUCCAAGUAAUGCCACCGGCGGAUCUGCUACCAGAGUUGAUACGUGCUAUUAUUAUAAAUCAAGAUAUAACAAACGCCGCUGUUCUUUUCGAUGAUUAUUUUGGUUGGUAGCAUAGACCUUAUAAAACAGUAUAAACUUAUGAAUAAAUGAUUUAAUAUGCAUUCUUUGCAGUGAUGGAUCACAAAUACAAAUCUCUUUUACUUAAUAUGCCAACACGACACCUGAUAACACCCGUGAAAAGACUCAGUGUAGAGGAUAUUAAAACACAACUUCAAACUUUACGAGAGCUUGGAAUUACUAACUUUUUUGUUAUCGGUAGCUUGCGAACUAUACACAACGUACUAAAUGCUGCCAAUGAAAAGGAGUAUUUUGGUAGAAAAACUGCUUGGUUUGCACUAACUCUGGACAAGGGAGAUAUAAGUUGUCAAUGCAAUGCUACUAUUGUUUUAAUGCAACCCACUCCAGAUACUAGCAGUAAGGAUCGAUUAGAACAAUUAAAAACAACCUACAACAUGAAUGGAGAGCCAGAGAUUAUAUCUGCAUUCUAUUUUGAUUUGUCACUAUGAACAUUUUUGGCUAUCAAAUCACUACUUGACUCUGGCAUGUGGCCGAAGAGCAUGAAAUACAUCGGUUGUGAUGACUUUGAUGGUAAAAACACUCCCACGAGGAUGAUAGACUUAAAAACUGCGUUCAAAGAACAAACGCCAUUUGUAAUAAAAGACGAGAAAGCACCUAAAGGCUUUAAAGGCUAUUGUAUCGAUAUGAUAGACGAAAUAAGUCAGAUCCUUAAAUUCGAUUACGAAAUUAGUGUUUCACCAGACGGUGAGUUCGGAUAUAUUAAUAAGCAUGGGAAUUGGAAUGGAAUUAUAAAGGAAUUGAUAGAGGAAAGGGCAGAUAUAGGCCUGGCCGCGAUGGCUGUGAUGGCUGAGAGGGAGGAAGUGGUGGACUUUACAGUCCCAUAUUACGAUUUGGUCGGAAUCACUAUUUUGAUGAAGGUACCGCGAAAGUCAACAUCACUGUUCAAAUUUUUAACGGUUCUAGAAAAUGACGUCUGGAUCUCUAUACUCACGCUUUACUUCUUUGUAAGUGUCUUGAUGUGGGUAUUUGAAAAAUGGAGCCCAUACAGUUACCGGAAUAACCGAGAAGUGUAUAAAGAUGAUGACGAGAAACUCGAGUUCACGCUGAUGGAGUGCUUACGGUUUUGUAUGACGUCAUUAACGCAUCAGGGUGGAGGGGUGACCCCAAAGAACCUCUCCGGACGGCUAUUAGCUGCUACUUGGUGGCUUUUUGGCUUCACCAUAGUAUCAUCAUAUUCCGCGAAUUUGGCUGCAUUUCUGUCUGUCUCGCGUAUGGACUCUCCAAUAGAGUCCUUGGAUGAUCUUUCCAAACAGUACAAGAUCAAGUAUGGACCCGUCAAUCCAUCUUCUACCAUGUUCUACUUUAAAAGAAUGGCAGAUAUUGAGUCCAAGUUUUAUGAGAUAUGGGAAGAAAUGAGUCUUAACGAUAGCCUAAGUGACGUGGAGCGAGCUCAGCUUGAUGUUUCGGAAUACCCGGUUAGUACUAAAUAUACGAAAAUGUGGGAGGCGAUGACGGAAGCCGGGAUGCCGAAGACAGAGGAAGAAGCUAUUGCUAGAGUUGAAGCUUCUAAGAGUUCACGGGAAGGCUUCGCGUGGAUCGCUGAUGCCUCUGAUGUUAGAUAUCUUGUCAUGACGAAUUGUGAUUUACAAAAGGUUGGAAAUGAAUUUUCCAAAAAACCUUACGCCAUCGCGGUUCAAAAUGGAUCACCACUAAAAGAUCAGUUCGACAGAGUCAUAAUAAAGCUAAGUAACGAUCGUAUACUAGAAGCACUCAAAGAAAAAUGGUGGAAUGAUAAUCCAGAAGCCGCUCAAUGUGAGAUAGAGGACGAUUCGACAUACGGAAUUUCUAUUCAGAACAUUGGAGGAGUAUUUAUUGUUACCUUCGUAGCAAUCAGCCUCGCUUGCAUUACUGUGGGCCUGGAACAUUGGUGGCACAUAUUUAGAAAGCGACACGCCGUUACAUCUGUCUCUCAGAUACAGCCAGAGACAAAAACUUCCAAGCUUCUUCUAUUCACAAAGGAAAGUGAUAUAAACAUUUCUCGAUCAAAUCUAGAAACAUAGUCUUAGCUCAUAUAUAUCACAUCAAUUUUGAAUUAAAAUUUUAAUGAAAAAAAUUAUUCACUUGUGAUUCACGAUUUU